UUUUUGGCCCACUACGCAAGCAUCACGGUGACGUCAUGUGACGUAGAACCUAAACAGGAAAUGGACGCUACAGCGUGACUACACGAAAUGAUACACAUGUCGCGGGUGAGCAGAUACAUCAGCCUGGCAACGAAAACACAUAAAGCACAGUUUCAGCAUCAUGGCGCCUACAGAUUUCAAAAAUUUGGUCAGAAGAUUUUAUGUUCUUCAAGCUGAGCGUGUGGAGGCGUACAAACUAUUUGAGGAGGGUCAUGAGGCAUACUUAAGGACGGGGCCCCACUAUGACUUCGAGCACUACAAACAGCUGGUACAUGAGAUAACGAAAGCAUUCUGUGGCAUUUCCAAAGAAGUUCUGAAGAUUAAAGAGCAACUGCACCAAGACUUCAACCGGCCCGACCUUUCAGAGCACAUUGACAAACUGCAGAUUAAAGAGAAAGAAAAGCUAGAGCUGACAGCUAAGUUACAGUUGGCCAAGCAGAAUGCCCAGGAUCACCCAGAAGAUGAGGAUUUCCAGGAGAAAGUCCGUGAGAUCAAACAGGAUAUAAUAAAGAAUACGGCCGCUUUAAGUGAGAUUCUGCAAGACUUCAAGUAUGACUCGGAGGAGCCGGAGUGAGAUGUAGUCAGUCUCAGGAGACAGAGAUGGAUUCAGAUCCUUCUAUGAACUUUCCCUUCUAACAAAGAGACAUCUGAGGUAUCGAUCGCUGUCUCAGGCGCAUUAGAGAUACACUGCAUUGCUGCUGCUGCUGUUGCAGGCUUUGCGAAUCAUAUUUUUAUUAAAUAGAGUUUGGCAUCUUUUAUUUUAUUAUUUUGUUUACGUUCAAAAUAGCUUGACAUUUUGUUUGUUAAACGAACACAAUGUUCAUUCAGAGCAUAAAACUGUUAAUUCUGAAUUUAAAUAUUGUUCAUGAUCAUACGCAUAAAAUAUUUUGUUACAAAAUAUAUGAACAUUCCUUAAAUAUUUUUGACAUUUAUACAGAUAAAACUAUUUAUACACAAUGAUACAGUAUUUACAUUAAGUUUUUGAACAGAGAGGACAAACAAGUUGCAAACUGCAUUUCAAAUUCCACUUAAAUGAUCUAAACUUGUAGUGUGUUUACCAAUUAAAGGGACAGUACACUGAAAUAAAAUGAAAAGUCUGUCAUUA
Messenger RNA from Megalobrama amblycephala (Wuchang bream), 1144 nucleotides. RefSeq names its product required for excision 1-B domain containing (gene rex1bd). The transcript has 5 exons. The coding region runs from base 161 to 613 and encodes 150 amino acids. The record is from RefSeq and is a predicted model, not a curated record. NCBI's taxonomy places the organism in Eukaryota, Metazoa, Chordata, Actinopteri, Cypriniformes, Xenocyprididae.